CAUGGAACUAACAUUAGUUUUAGUGUGAGAACUAUUCUCUUGCUGCGGCAAAUAGCAUGCUGAUACAGGCACUUCACUGUGGCUAGCGGUAGCUAAGGACAAUGUUCCUGAGGCAUACCGGAGUGCUGCUCCGUUCACAGCCUCUGGCUCAUCGGUGGCUACCACACCGGCGAAGCGUCCACAGCCCGGCUUCAUUUCGGCAGGUCAGCCUGCUGCCGGAUCGGAAGCGGCGAGGGGUCGUGUACCCCUUCAGUGCGCUAGAGGGCCACCUGGACCGCAGGGUGGACCGGGAGGACUUCCAGCUCUUCCACCCCAGCGAGGAGGACCUGCGGCGGGCAGAGGAGCUGUUCACACCCUCCGCCAGGCAUGACAUCCUCUACACUUCGUCCGCGGUCAGAAUGGACCAUGUUCAUGUGACACAGCAGCCAGAGGUGUGUUUCAUUGGCAGGAGUAAUGUUGGGAAGUCGUCUCUCAUCAGGGCUCUGUUCUCUCUGGCUCCUGAUGUUGAGGUCAGAGUCUCCAAAACACCGGGUCACACUAAGAAGAUGAACUUCUUCCAGGUGGGCAGGGCCUUCACUCUAGUGGACAUGCCGGGAUAUGGCCAUAAGGCUCCCAGAGACUUUGUUGACAUGGUGGAACCUUACCUGCAAGCCCGUAAAAAUCUGGUGCGAACGUUCCUGCUGGUGGAUGGCUUUGUUGGGCCUCAGAAAGCCGACCUGAUCGCCGUGGAGAUGUGCGAGGAGUUUGGACUGCCCUAUGUGAUGGUGGUGACUAAAAUCGAUAAGGUCAGGCCAGGCGUUCUCCUUCCACACCUGCUGCAGCUCCAGAGCCUCAUCAAGACCCAGACCAAAUACUGUUUUGCCCAGCCCUUUCUAGUCAGCUCCAUACACUUCUCAGGAGUUCACCUCCUCAGGUCUUUCAUCGCCCACGUGACGGGGAACCUUCAGCUAAGCUCCUAGGACUCGCACGCACACACACACACACACACACACACUCUCCAGUAUGGACAGACGAGAAGUGGGUGGCUGUGCUGUGUGAGCAAUGUUGAGGGUUGUUCUAAACCCCUGACUAAGAUCUACUGCAACACAGCCUUCAUCGUCACCACAGGACACACACCUCACAGCCCUGAGGACCAGAGACUCCACAUCACCACAGGACACACACCUCACAGCCCUGAGGACCAGAGACUCCACAUCACCACAGGACAUCCACCUCACAGCCCUGAGGACCAGAGACCACAUCACCACAGGACACACACCUCACAGCCCUGAGGACCAGAGACAUCACAUCAGCUGGGCUACACACACCUCACAGCCCUGAGGACCAGAGACUCCACAUCACCACAGGACACACACCUCACAGCCCUGAGGACCAGAGACUCCACAUCAGCUUAGCCGCUGAACCACAUCCCAGGACACUAAAACACACAUCAGCACAGGGAUGAAUGGGAGCAGAGAGGUCUUUGGGGUCACGGCAUCCUAAUGAAGCUACCGCUCAUGAAGAAGGACAUGACUGCUAGGCCUAGUGUUUUCACCCACCAUCUCAAAUAAGAACACAUUAAAGGGGAGGACAUGACUGCUAGGCCUAGUGUGGUCACCCACCAUCUCAAAUAAGAGCACAUUAAAGGGAAGGUCAUGACUGC
Messenger RNA from Clupea harengus (Atlantic herring), 1642 nucleotides. RefSeq names its product GTP-binding protein 8-like. Gene Ontology annotation, cellular component: mitochondrion. The coding region runs from base 102 to 959 and encodes 285 amino acids. Gene Ontology annotation, molecular function: GTP binding. The record is from RefSeq and is a predicted model, not a curated record. The transcript has 8 exons. NCBI's taxonomy places the organism in Eukaryota, Metazoa, Chordata, Actinopteri, Clupeiformes, Clupeidae.